Molecule: messenger RNA, 2540 nt
Organism: Lytechinus pictus (painted urchin)
Lineage: Eukaryota; Metazoa; Echinodermata; Echinoidea; Temnopleuroida; Toxopneustidae
Product: receptor-type tyrosine-protein phosphatase F-like
Exons: 11
Coding region: 135-2540 (801 amino acids)
Molecular function (GO): protein binding
Source: RefSeq, a predicted model, not a curated record
CCUCUGCAAUUGAGUCUGUGUCGUACACUUCUUCUACACACUCCUUGCGCUUUGAGUGGGAUGAACCUUCGUGUGAAAACCUACAUGAUGAUCUAAAGGAAUACCAGUAUGAUAUCUAUGACACUGACAGAAAUAUGUAUAUUAGGUAUCAAAUAUCGGUACGAGUUAACUAUGUACUUAUCCCUGGACUUGAUGCUUGCACCAAUUAUCGCUUCAGAGUAAGAGUAGUUACCGCCACCAAUAAUAAGAGUAGAUGGCUUAUGAAGUUGGCACAGACAAAUGUAUCAGAACCUGGAAUUCCCAAUAUUGGACAAAUUACCAAACAUCAGGAAGUCGCAGGCGCUACAGGUUUUACAGUCACCUGGGAUCCUCCUUCUUCUCCUCCAUGCGAGCCCACACACUAUCAAAUCCAGUAUUAUAUUUAUCAAGGCGAUAUGUGUGAGGAUAUACCCAGCCAGCCUCAAUUAGGCCUAACUUCAGCAGGGUCUGUCAAUGGAUCAACCUUCACCUUCAACAUUCUGGAGUUACGUCCAAACUCUGAAUAUAUGGUGUUUGUGAGAGCCAAAACAAGCAGCGGCUACGGUAAUUCCGAUUCUCGAAAAGCUGUCACAGGACAUUCAUAUCCAUCUGGUCCUCCAACUAAUGUCCAUUCAACUGGCACCAGGAAACGAAGUAUUACCUUUACUUGGGAUAAACCAGAUUGUGGUUAUCGAAAUGGACCAAUUACCAGCUACGAUGUUAUCCUAUCCAAUUCAACAGGAGGCUUAGUACAUCAAAGUAAUGUGUCGGAUAGUACAAGACCCCAGACAACAAUAGAUGGCCUCAUCCCAUAUUCAAAUUAUAGUAUCAGAAUCAGAGCAUGGAACUAUGAACUACCAGGGGCCAGUUAUUCUCCAGAGUUUUGGGCACGGACUGAAGAAGCAAAGCCUGGACCACCCAUACGAGUAAAUCUUCCAGCUUCAGACCAGGAGAGCAUCACAGUGGAAUGGAUGUCACCAAACCCUCCUCUGGGAAGGAUAAUAGGUUAUUACGUUCUCUAUUGGGAGACGGAUGAUAGUAGUGUCACACCUAUAGUCAGGAAUGUUAGCUUUACGUGUGGAGAUGGUCAAUGCUCUGACAUCAAUGAAAGGUUUUCGGUGAUAAUCCCUGAUCUUCGGCCGGACACAAAUUAUUCCGUCCAGGCAAGUCUGAUUCUUGAUUUUACUUUUAUCUCACAAUUCGUUGUAGAAGCGGAGACAAUACUUGGAGUUGGUAACCCGAGUCCAGACCAACCUUUGAUUAGGCUUACAUCAGAAGGCACUCCCUCUGCAAUUGAGUCUGUGUCGUACACUUCUUCUACACACUCCUUGCGCUUUGAGUGGGAUGAACCUUCGUGUGAAAACCUACAUGAUGAUCUAAAGGAAUACCAGUAUGAUCUCUAUGACACUGACAGAAAUAUGUAUAUUAGGUAUCAAAUAUCGGUACGAGUUAACUAUGUACUUAUCCCUGGACUUGAUGCUUGCACCAAUUAUCGCUUCAGAGUAAGAGUAGUUACCGCCACCAAUAAUAAGAGUAGAUGGCUUAUGAAGUUGGCACAGACAAAUGUAUCAGAACCUGGAAUUCCCAAUAUUGGACAAAUUACCAAACAUCAGGAAGUCGCAGGCGCUACAGGUUUUACAGUCACCUGGGAUCCUCCUUCUUCUCCUCCAUGCGAGCCCACACACUAUCAAAUCCAGUAUUAUAUUUAUCAAGGCGAUAUGUGUGAGGAUAUACCCAGCCAGCCUCAAUUAGGCCUAACUUCAGCAGGGUCUGUCAAUGGACCAACCUUCACCUUCAACAUUCUGGAGUUACGUCCAAACUCUGAAUAUAUGGUGUUUGUGAGAGCCAAAACAAGCAGCGGCUACGGUAAUUCCGAUUCUCGAAAAGCUGUCACAGGACAUUCAUAUCCAUCUGGUCCUCCAACUAAUGUCCAUUCAACUGGCACCAGGAAACGAAGUAUUACCUUUACUUGGGAUAAACCAGAUUGUGGUUAUCGAAAUGGACCAAUUACCAGCUACGAUGUUAUCCUAUCCAAUUCAACAGGAGGCGUAGUACAUCAAAGUAAUGUGUCGGAGAGUACAACACCCGAGACAGAAAUAGAUGGCCUCAUCCCAUAUUCAAAUUAUAGUAUCAUGGUCAGAGCAUGGAACUAUGAACUACCAGGGGUUUAUUCACCAGAGUUUUGGGCACAGACAGAUGAAGCAAAGCCUGGACCACCUAUAAGAGUAAAUCUUCCAGCUUCUGACCAGGAGAGCAUCACAGUGGAAUGGAUGUCACCAAACCCUCCUCUGGGAAGGAUAAUAGGUUAUUACGUUCUCUAUUGGGAGACGGAUGAUAGUAGUGUCACACCUAUAGUCAGGAAUGUUAGCUUUACGUGUGGAGAUGGUCAAUGCUCUGACAUCAAUGAAAGGUUUUCGGUGAUAAUCCCUGAUCUUCUGCCGGACAGGAAUUAUUAUAUUCAGGCAAGUUUGAUUGCUAAUUGUAGUUUUUAUCUUAUAAUUCAUGAUUUGGCACUCACAUGA